Molecule: messenger RNA, 2492 nt
Organism: Micropterus dolomieu (smallmouth bass)
Lineage: Eukaryota; Metazoa; Chordata; Actinopteri; Centrarchiformes; Centrarchidae
Gene: uap1l1
Product: UDP-N-acetylglucosamine pyrophosphorylase 1, like 1
Exons: 9
Coding region: 627-2135 (502 amino acids)
Biological process (GO): UDP-N-acetylglucosamine biosynthetic process
Molecular function (GO): UDP-N-acetylglucosamine diphosphorylase activity
Source: RefSeq, a predicted model, not a curated record
AAAACGCUGUGUAAAAACCGGUAAAACACGUUACGAUAUAUAUCCAGCACUCUGACGGUAACAUUGUGCUGCUGCAGGCUACUGAUUUUCAAUCCACACGUAAACUAAUUUCAUUUAAUGAAAGAUGCUGAGUCAUCACGUCUUUCUCACGGUCUCAUGCUCACUGCUGACUGACUGAGAGGAAGUUUACAUUCUCCCUUAUUUGUAGAAUUUAAACUGCAGUUUGUUUGUUUUAAUUAUUAUUCUAUUAUUUUAUACUGUAUCAGAAAAAAACAGUUCUUCUGUGAAUGUUUUAUUUCACGCCUGCUUCGGUAAUGUAAACGUCUUCCGUACCAAUAAAGCCUCUUUGAAUAGAAGUAGUGUACUCCUCGGUUUGCAGAAAGCGGUCAGACAUGUUUGGCCGUUCCUGUAAACCUGACUGCACACACAGGUUUCUUUCAUCCGGCUGCAGCAGCAUAUCCUGUCAUAUGUGAGUGUUUCACCCUUCACCACAGAAUCCUUCUUUGGAUCCGCAGUCACGAGUUCCUGACACGCGGUCAUUUCCUACAAAAUACCGCACUCCUACAGCACAUACAGGCUGCUGAGAGACUCGAUGUGUUCACGGUGCGCUUUGUUGCCGACACAAAAUGCUUUCCUUGAAGCAAGUGGAGCAGAGUUUGGAGAAUGCAGGACAGGCUCACGUCCUGCAGUUCUGGAAGGAGCUCUGUGAGGAGGAGAGGGACCGUUUCCUCACGGAGCUGUCUCAGCUGGACCUAAAAGGACUGAAGGAGCACUGUGAAGGGGCUGCGAGGGCGGCAGCCUCCCCGUCUGCUAGCCUGGAUCAGCACAUAGAGCCAGUCCCUCCGGAGUUCAUCGGCAGCGUGAGGAAAAGUGACAGAAACUCUCUAGCAGAGUGGGAAAAUGAAGGGCUCUUGCAAAUCUCAGAGAAUCGAGUUGGAGUCCUACUCUUGGCUGGAGGUCAGGGGACCCGUCUUGGUGUUAAGUAUCCCAAAGGGAUGUAUAACGUUGGGCUACCAAGUGGCAAAACCUUGUAUCAAAUCCAGGCAGAGCGCAUUCACAAAAUCCAGGAGCUGGCAGGCAGAACGCAUGGCUCAAAAUGCACCGUUCCAUGGUACAUAAUGACCAGUGAGUUUACUCUGGCUCCCACUGAGAAAUUCUUUGAAGAAAACAACUACUUUGGUCUGGAGCCAUCAAACAUCGUUAUGUUUGAGCAAAGGAUGAUCCCAGCAGUGACCUUUGAUGGAAAGGUCAUCCUGCAGGCUAAAGGGAAGAUAGCCAUGGCCCCAGACGGGAAUGGCGGUCUGUACCAGGCAUUGGUGGACAACAAGGUGCUAGAAGACUUGAAGAAAAGGGGAGUGGAGUACCUGCACGUGUACUGUGUGGACAACAUCCUGGUUAAGAUGGCCGACCCCGUAUUUAUUGGGUUCUGUGUGAGCAAAGGGGCUGACUGUGGAGCCAAGGUGGUGGAGAAGGCGUACCCUGCAGAGCCAGUGGGUGUGGUUUGCAGGGUUCAAGGCGUCUUCCAGGUGGUGGAGUACAGCGAGCUCCAACCAGAGACAGCUGAGCUCCGAGGACCUGGAGGGGAGUUGGUGUACAGUGCUGGAAACAUUUGCAACCACUUCUUUACCAGGGCUUUUCUGCAGGAUAUAGCAGAGAAAUUUGAAAGCCAACUGAAACAACAUGUAGCAAUCAAGAAAGUGCCCUUUGUGGACACAUGUGGCAAUCAGGUCAAACCCACCAAACCAAAUGGCAUAAAGAUGGAGAAAUUUGUUUUUGAUGUCUUUCCAUUCUCAAGGAAAUUUGUUGCGUUUGAGGUUGUGAGGGAGGAUGAGUUUUCCCCCCUGAAAAAUGCAGAUGGAGCAGCCACAGACAGCCCGACCACGGCCAGAAAUUCUUUGCUGGCUCAACACUGCCGCUGGGCCAUGGCUGCAAGAGCCACACUGUUGGAUGAACAUGGGAAAACCCUUUCUCCUACAGCCAGUGUUUCAGCAGGGAACGAUCCUCCAGCGCGAUGUGAGAUUUCACCACUGGUCUCCUACUUUGGAGAGGGCCUAGAGCAGCUGCUGAAAGGGAAGACGCUGCCAAACCUCUUCAUACUGGAUGAAAAAACGGCCAAGGAGCUGCAGGCUCAGUAACAAUCGUCUGAUUAAUAGAGUAUUGUGCGACGGCACCAGAGAUUCCAGUAUAGAAUGGAGAUGGCAACCCUGGAUAGAUGUGUUUGGGUGGUUUCAGCCUAAGAAUGCACAAUUGUUUAAAUGAAUUUUGAACCGUAUGUGAAGAUAAUCAUAUCAGACUGUCAUUUAAUGCAUCUCAUGCAAUUGUCUCUUUGUUGAAGAAGAACUACAAAUCAUGUGAUCACUUAAUGACAAAAAAGGGACUGGCAAUGAGUUUUGGGAAUUUAUAGACUUUGUUUUACAUGUAACAAAAAAUAUAAUCAAAAUACCUCACUUAGUGUCCUCUCCCAUUCUUUUUAAUAAAUUCAUUCUACUUUA